AUGGCCGGCUAUCUGCUGCGGAGCGAGCCUGGGGACGCUGUGUCUUUGUGUUAUUGCGAGUUGUGCGCUUAUUCCCGUGGCCAAGCUUUGCUGAAGGUGUACACGGACGAGUGGUGCGAGCAGGAGGUUGUCAGCAUCUCCAUGACCGCGUCCACGGCAGUCAGCACACGGACUGGUUCCUAUUGCACUGUUUUCGGUGUGGACGCAUAUCGCUUCUGCGCCCGCACGAUGGAUGAGAAGGAGUUGUGGCUGCGAGCUGUGAGCAACGUAAAGGUGAAGCUUAUGUUCGAUGCCCCAGACCCAACCGAUCGGGACCUGAGCGUGUUCCGGGAGGCGGUCUGGACGCGGGUGGAGCAGCUCCCGGCAGCCGAUGAGUGCCCGCCAUCGACCCAAGACCCGCUGCUCACGUGCUGCGGAGCGGCGCGCCGGCCUGCCCCGAGGGGGACCGCGGCGACCUGCAGCCGCCGGAGCCCGCGGGGCCCUGCUCGGACCAGGAUCCGUGCGCGCCGCCGCCCCGCGAGGCCGCCGGCCUGCGCAGCCCGCCGCCAGGAGGAAGCGCCGCGCAGGCCCCGGUCGGCGAGGCGGCGGCGGGUUGCGAGGCGCGCCCCGCGAUUUCGCAGGCGCGGCCGCCAGAGCCUGCGGGCGCGCAGGUGCCGGACGGCGAGGUCGCGGCGGGCUGCGAGUCGCGCCCAGCGACCCCGCAGGCGCGGCCGCCCCAGACUGCGGGCGCGCAGGUCCCGGACGGCGAGGCCGCGGCGGGCUACGAGGCGCGCCCCGCGACCCCGCAGGCGCGGCCGCCAGAGCCUGCGGCUGGGCAGGCCGUCGACACCCGCAGGAUCAAGAGGUACCCCAUCCACCGGCUGCUGGCGAGGCUAA
This is a messenger RNA of Prorocentrum cordatum, 876 nucleotides long. The record is from the annotation of a GenBank genome assembly. Lineage: Eukaryota; Dinophyceae; Prorocentrales; Prorocentraceae.